Cetraspora pellucida is the source of this 920-nucleotide messenger RNA. The record is from the annotation of a GenBank genome assembly. Lineage: Eukaryota; Fungi; Glomeromycota; Glomeromycetes; Diversisporales; Gigasporaceae.
UAGAACCAUGGAUGGAAUCAAGAUAUGGUGUUGUUAAAUCACUCUGGAAAAACGGUCAAACUGGGAUUAAUUUAAUUAGAAUUGAUUUUGCCCGGGACCAAGAAAAAAACUUUAAAGUAUUAGAACUAAAUACAGCAAAUCAAUCCUGUUGGAUAAUAGCAAAUUUGGUUGAGAAAGAAACAUCAGCUGAUAAAAUUGGUGUUCCUCUUGCACCCCAACCGAUGUUUCAUGCAAAUUAUGUGUUAAAUAAGUUAGGACCAAAUAUAGCAAUUAUUAUUAUAGAUACAAUGGUUGAAUGUGAUUUAUUGACGAGACAAAUUGAAAGUUUAGGUGGACAAGCCAAAACUUUCUACCUUACUGAAGCUGCCAUUCAAGAUAUUAUCGAUUUUGCUCCCACUGGAUUAUUUUGGAGAUGUCAUACCGGGUUGAUAGAACGUUCAGAACUAAUAUUCAAGCUAUCAAACUUAAGAUUGCCGCAAAUACCUUCGUUUGAAUGCAUGUUUAUAUCCGGUGACAAAUCAUUUCUAUCCAUCCUAUAUGAUAGAGACAUGACUGAUGCUAUUCCUAAAACUUACGCACUAUCAAAAAGUGAUCUGACAAAAAAUCUUAAUCUUUUAGAACAACAUAAAGCAGUUCUUAAGGCAGGCGAUUCAAGCAGGGGUAGAGAAAUUGUAAUUGGAAAAAAUUUUAAAAAUAAUUGGGAAGACAAAUUAAAAGAGGUUAUGAAUUCAAAUAAAGAAUGGAUAAUACAAGAACUCUGUUGUUUACAAAAUACCAAAGAUAAUAGGUAUGAAGAUCUUUCAGUUUUUGUUGCUGAUGGUGUUGUUCAGGGCUUUAUGUCUAGAAUUAGUGAUACCGAAAUUAUAAAUAUUCCCCAAGGUGGAUUUUUCCAACCCGUUAUCUUGAAAUAUGAUGAUUAA